AAGGGCACGCACAGUAGCAUACUCGAAGCACCAGCGCAGUAGCAAGCCAUGGCCAACGCAAUGUUGCUCCCCGUGCUCAUCUCCUUCCUCGUCUUGCCCUUCUCCGCCCUGGCCCUGACCCAGGACUUCUGCGUCGCCGACCUGUCCUGCAGCGACACGCCGGCGGGGUACCCGUGCAAGGCCGGCGUCGGCGCGGGGGACUUCUACUACCACGGCCUCGCCGCCGCGGGCAACACCAGCAACCUCAUCAAGGCGGCCGUGACCCCGGCCUUCGUCGGCCAGUUCCCCGGCGUCAACGGGCUCGGCAUCUCCGCGGCGAGGCUCGACAUCGCCAUGGGCGGCGUCGUGCCGCUGCACACCCACCCGGCCGCCUCUGAGCUCCUCUUCGUCACCGAGGGCACCAUCCUGGCGGGCUUCAUCAGCUCCUCCUCCAACACCGUGUACACCAAGACGCUCUACAAGGGCGACAUCAUGGUGUUCCCCCAGGGCCUGCUCCACUACCAGUACAACGGCGGCAGCUCGCCGGCGGUGGCGCUCGUUGCGUUCAGCGGCCCCAACCCCGGCCUGCAGAUCACCGACUACGCGCUCUUCGCCAACAACCUGCCGUCCGCCGUCGUUGAGAAGGUCACCUUCUUGGACGACGCGCAGGUGAAGAAGCUCAAGUCCGUGCUCGGCGGCAGCGGCUAAUUGUGCAGUUCUCAGGUCUCAACAAAGGUCGUCGUGGUGUCAGCGUGUCGGUUUAAUUUGAUGCAUGUGUGCGUGCGCUUGUGAGGUCAACUCCGAGUCUGUUCCAAGUUGUGUUUAAUUUUUCAUGUCAAUUUCAUUUGAUAAUUGUCAAUGCACAUUUUUUUCAGAAAGAAGGUUGUACCCUCGGACUCUAUCUCGAUUGAUGUACACAACCCUUUUAUUGCAAAGUUUUUCCGAAA
Molecule: messenger RNA, 926 nt
Organism: Aegilops tauschii subsp. strangulata
Lineage: Eukaryota; Viridiplantae; Streptophyta; Magnoliopsida; Poales; Poaceae
Product: germin-like protein 8-14
Molecular function (GO): manganese ion binding
Source: RefSeq, a predicted model, not a curated record